Messenger RNA from Ambispora leptoticha, 465 nucleotides. NCBI's taxonomy places the organism in Eukaryota, Fungi, Glomeromycota, Glomeromycetes, Archaeosporales, Ambisporaceae. The record is from the annotation of a GenBank genome assembly.
UGCAAUGCUGCCGCGGAAGAAAUUAUGAAGUGGAAACGGAGUGAUCAAGUUGCCGCUUGUUUUCGCUCCCUAUUCCAGCAAAAUGAUGAUGGUGUAUAUUGGGUGGCGGUUAUCGCAAGGACUGCUUUCUCCACGAUUGCAGUACCUGAUUUAUCAAAUGAACACUGUGCAUUCACGUUAGCUGUGUGCGAUAUAUUGUUGAAUCCACGAUCGCGUAAGAUCGUAUGUAUAGUAAAUAGUAUGAAACGCCAUAUGGCAAAGUAUUUAGAUGAUUUCAAUGAAGGAGGCCCCUCCUACGAAUCUGCUGAAGCAUUAAUGGACAAUGAGUUAGAGAAAGACGGUGAAAAAUCGCGACCAACCACUCCAAGUCAUGAAUCUGAAACUGAGCAAACAUCGCAAGCAUCACGAUCCAAUUCGAUGCAACUUUCACAAGAAGAAUUGGAUGAAUUGUUUGCACCCUAUUAA